Molecule: messenger RNA, 2443 nt
Organism: Rhizophagus irregularis DAOM 181602=DAOM 197198
Lineage: Eukaryota; Fungi; Glomeromycota; Glomeromycetes; Glomerales; Glomeraceae
Source: RefSeq, a predicted model, not a curated record
AAAAAAUGCGGAAUUCAAAAAAAAAAAUAUUACGUGUUUCUAAGAAAAGAUCACCAGAAAUAAAGAAAAAUGAUGAAAAUACUAGUGACGAAGAUAUUAUUGCUAAUUUAAAAAUUGAUAUGCUUUCGGAAGACGAAAAUAUUAGUGACCUUGAAUCACAGUCCAUAAAAAGUAUUGAUAAAGAAGAAAGCGAUUCUAUUGAACAACAUUCGGAAAAUGAAAAAUUUGUACUUGAUGAUACAACGGACAAUGAAGAAGAGAAUGAAAAAUUUAAUAAAGAAACAUCAGAAAUGAGUGAAAGUGAUGAAUAUAUUGCUGGUGAUAGUCUAGACGAAAAUGAUUUAGAACCGGAUGAAGAUAAUAAAACUUUAUCAGAAUCAGAUUAUAUUUAGGGAAACCAAAACUCAUUAUGUCGUUGGUGUAAAUGGUAAACCACGUAAAAUAUUACCUGAAAUUGAUCCAGUAUAUGAUAGUGAUUCUUCAACUGAAAAUCCAAUUAAUUCCGUUGGUAAUAUACCUAUGGAAUGGUAUGAUGAUUACCCACACAUUGGAUAUGAUAUUGAUGGGAAAAAAAUUAUGAAACCUGCUAAAGGUGAUGAAUUGGACAAAUUUUUGGAAAAUAUGGAAGAUCCUGAUUCAUGGAUGUCUGCCAAAGAUAAUCUCUUACAACAGAAUGUGAAAUUAACUGAUGAGGAAUUGGAAAUUAUUCGCCGAAUUCAAAUGGGUUCAUUCCCUGAAAAAGAUUUUGAUCCUUAUGAACCAACAAUAGAAUGGUUCACUGGUAAACCUGAAGUUAUGCCGUUAAAUGCCACACCUGAACCUAAACGUCGGUUCAUUCCUUCGAAAUGGGAAGCAAAACGUAUUAUGAAAAUAGUACGUGCUAUUCGUCAAGGACGUAUUGUUCUUGGAAAAUCUCAGGUGCAAAAGCCACGGUUUUAUAAUUUAUGGAGUGAAGACGAUAAGUCCCGUGAAGAACAUCCUAUGCAUAUACCUGCUCCAAAAAUGAAGUUACCUGAUCAUGAUGAAAGCUACAACCCACCUGCAGAAUAUUUAUUAACAGAUAAAGAAAAAGAAGAAUGGGAGGAGAUGGAUCCUGAUGAUAGAGAAAAAAAUUAUAUACCUCAAAAAUAUUCAUGCCUGAGAAAUGUACCUGCAUAUAAUCGGUUCAUUCAGGAGCGAUUUAAUAGGUGCCUUGAUUUGUACCUUGCCCCACGUAUUCGAAAAAAUAAGCUUAAUAUUGACCCGGAAUCACUUAUUCCCAAACUUCCAAACCCUAAAGACCUACAACCUUUCCCUACAUCCCUUACACUUUCAUAUGAUGGACACACUGAUCGUGUACGUUGCAUUUCAAUCGAUCCUACGGGAUUAUGGUUAAUUUCUGGUUCGGAUGAUAAAACAAUAAGAUUAUGGGAAAUUAUAACUGGACGCUGUGUUAAAACAUGGGAAAUUGAGGAUAUUGUUUAUUCAGUUGCUUGGUGUCCAAUUCGGGAAGUUUGUGCAUUUAUAUUUUCUUGUUCAAAUAAAGUUGGUGUAAUAUUACCAACAGAUAUUUGUGACGAUGAAGUUGCACUUUCAACUUCUCAAUACGUUACAAAUGGAUUUAAUAGUAAACGGAAUGAUGAAAAGGUCAAAUUGGUCGAGUGGAUGAAACCAUCUGACGAACAGAAUAAGAAUGGGAUACUUUUAUUCAUUCAACACACUCAUGAUAAGACAAUUAAGCAAGUCACUUGGCAUAGGAAAGGGGAUUACUUCUCAAGUAUUGCACCAGAUGCUGGUAAUCAAGGGAUUCUAAUUCAUCAGCUUACAAAACAUCAAACUCAACAACCUUUCCGUAAAACUAGAGGAAUUAUUCAAUGUGUAAGGUUCCAUCCUAUUAAGCCAUUAUUCUUUGUUGCGACACAGAGAUAUGUUAGAGUUUAUAAUCUAAUGAAACAAGAACUGACAAAAACUUUACAACCAGGAGUUAAAUGGAUUUCUAGUUUGGACGUUCAUCCGAUGGGGGAUAAUGUCAUAGUUGGAAGUUAUGAUAAGAAAUUAUGUUGGUUUGAUCUGGAUCUAUCCCAGAGGCCUUACAGGACUUUAUAUUAUCAUUCAAAAGCUAUUCGAAACGUGGUAUACCAUAAACGACUACCAUUAUUUGCAUCAUGUAGUGAUGAUGGAUCAAUACAAAUUUUUCAUGGUAUGGUUUAUAAUGAUCUGCUUCAAAAUCCGUUAAUUGUUCCAGUGAAGAUUUUAAAAGCUGGCCAUCAAAUUGUGGAUAGUUUAGGUGUUUUGAAUUGCGAAUUUCAUCCAAUUCAACCUUGGAUAAUAUCUUCGGGUGCGGAUCAUACAAUAAAAUUAUGGACGUAAGAAAAAUUAAGUCAAAAUAUUAGUUUAAUUACAAAUGAUCAUCUAUUUUUGUAUAUUUAAUGAAUGUUAUGUAAUAGAUCGAUAGAAUUCUUGU